Messenger RNA from Pseudophryne corroboree (corroboree frog), 4186 nucleotides. RefSeq lists its product as uncharacterized. NCBI's taxonomy places the organism in Eukaryota, Metazoa, Chordata, Amphibia, Anura, Myobatrachidae. The transcript is spliced from 12 exons. The record is from RefSeq and is a predicted model, not a curated record. The coding region runs from base 1 to 3888 and encodes 1295 amino acids. Gene Ontology annotation, molecular function: protein binding.
AUGAGCAGAAAAAAGAGGAAAAACAAGAACAGGAGGAGCUCAGACAGUGAAGAAUAUGAACACGUGCCAUUUGUCUGCCGUUGCCAUUGUAAAUCAUUUAAUCAGAAAAUACAUCUGGAUUCUAAGGAUAGCGAAAAGAAGCAAACAAAUUAUAAUUCUCAUUCAUGUACCUCCUCUAGUGAAGCGCAGGGACAAUGUCAAAACUAUGAAGGAAACGGGAAGGAGAAAGAACAUGAUGUUCCACGCAGAUCAGCAGACAGGAAAAUAACAUCAAGUCCAUCAACACCUCACAAAGCAGAGAAUUUUGUAAAAGUCAUUUUGCAUGAUACAUCUGCAAUGUCGCAGAUGGAUAAAAAUGAAGUCUACUAUGGUACUGAACAUCUAGAUGACAGGGAAGAUCUUACAGCACAAGUCACAUCUGAUUGUCUUCAUCUAAAUUUGGAAAUAAACAAGGGACUAGCACCAAACUGCACAACUUGUGUUGAAAUAACGAAUGGAAAAAGUCUUAAGAAGAGUCAUAGUUAUCAUGAUAGGCAACACCAACAAAGUAAAAACAAUGAUGACCAGGAAUGGGAUUUUCUGGGAGAUUCUAGAAAAGAUACAGACAAUUCAGCACCUAAAAAGAACACUUGUGACAAACCUUUAAUAAAAUUAGAGAUAAUCGGAGAAGGUAUUAAAGUAAGAUAUAAAGCAGUCAGCCAGAAUCUAAUGGUUCACAUAGAAGCUGAUAAAGUACAAAAGAAAGCAGAAGAUGUAUUUGGAAGUGAGUUUUCUCAAACCAAUGACUAUCGAUCAACAGGAGGAUCAUGUAGCUCAUACCCUGUGUCCGAUUUUAGUCUUAAUGAAGUUAAAGAAUUCUGUGAAAAGUAUGGAUGUCCAGAGUGGCAUGUAGAUGUGCCUCCUCCUCCUGCAGAGUUUGCUGAUGAAAAAGGUGUUUUUGUGAAUACAGAAGACAAUGCCUUACUUCUUGAAGAUUCUACAAAAGAACCAUAUUCCACAUCUCCAAUAUCAUCUUCUUGGUCUGAGUUGGAAACUGAGCCAAAACAAUUAAAGGAUGAGUCUUGCCCAGCAGAACUUGCAGCUAAGUUAAGGGAAAAUCACCAUUUUCAGUACUUGAAAAGCUGGAAGCAAUGCACAAAGGAACCAGUUAAGCCAAAUAAAUCCAGUAUUAGCAAAGCUCCAUUUACUUCCUAUCAGGAAAUAAAUUUGGAUUCAUCAAAAUGCUGCCAUUUGAAAAAAAGUGAUUGUCCCUUUGAUGCCAAAGUAGUGAGACGAAAAACAUUUCCAGAAAUGUAUUAUGAUCCAUUUGUCAAGUUCAAUCAUGUAAGGCAAUCUUUUUUGGACAUGGAUGAACAGUCAAACUCAUGUAGGACAAACUCAAUGGCUCAACAAAAUCAAGCUUACAUUCCCAUUGUCCAACCUGGACAACUACAUACUUCUGCAUCAUUUACAAGCUAUGUAAGUAAGGGUAAUGCAAUAACAGACUAUUACUCCAUGCCAUCUGAACAUAAAAAUACCAUUUCACAUGUUGCUCACAUAGAUUCUGUCAACAGCCACUCUGUGGUUCUAUCACCAGCUGAGACCUCGGACAGAACAUUUUUAUAUUCUCCACAGCAAAUAAGUGUUGAAAAUAAAAAUAUGGAUGAUGAUGAUGAUGAUGAUGAGGAGGAUUUAGAGGAUCUACUGAAAAAUGCUGAUGAGCGUGUAGACUAUACUGAAAGUGGCUUUGAUGAAGACAUGUUAGACAGUGAUAAUCAUAAUGAAAUAUUUGAUGUCUCAGAAUUACAAAGCAAAAGCUUUUCAAUCCAAGGGACUCCUUUAUCGCAUAGUGCCUCAAAAGAUUAUAUCCUAGGGAAAAACAGCAAUAGCCGAGUAUCUGUUGAAUGUCUCCAACAGACAUUCCAGUUGGAUUCACAUGCAAAAGAAAAUAGUCAGUCAAAUGCUUCAGAAAUGGAGUGUACAACCAGGAAGAGAAGAGGCUCAGUCGUUACUGUUGUAACAGGAGACCUGGACCAAAGAGUACUAAUCCAAGGUGAAAGUGAUUCAACAGCCUCUAGGUUGCAACGAGAACCUCUUAAAGAGUUUAAAUCUGCUAUGAUAAACAGAGACUCAUUAUUGACACCUGUUUUUGAUGUUGAAGAGACAGAUGUAGAAAACAAAAUACUUAGUUCAUUCGAAGACCAUAGUCCACAGGUGUACAAGGAUAUCUCUUCACAGACAUCUGAGAGGUUUGACCCUUUUUUAUCAGUAGAAGACCAAAGCAACAUGCCUGAUGAUGCAGGUCUGAAAGAAAUAAAUGAGAUGGUGUGUCCUGAGCAGGAGGAAAGCAACAAUACAUCACCAAGAAAUAGCUCAGAUAGUGCAGUCCCCGGGACUUCGUUUGAAUCAAUAUCCCAUCAGAUUUCCAGCAUCCCAAAAUCAGAAUCUGAAAACAAUUCUCUCAAAAAUACUGAAAGAGUAGAAGAAUAUUUGGAGAAAACAGAAAUACCAAAAGAGAUGGUGAAUAAAAAAGAUGCAAAAUCAGAAACAUUCUCCACACACCUGAAACUACCUAGAGAUUUGGUGCUAAAGGAACCAGGAAGCUGCGAAAGUCCACAAGAAGAAGGCUCAGACCGCUGGGCUAAGAAAAGAAAACAGUUUAAAGAAACCAAGAACUGUAAUUCAACUGGAGGAAGCUCCAUUGCCACUAUCAAUGAGGAGUCAGGGAACUCAGAAGAAACUCGUUCAGUGGAUUUAGCAUCACGUACUGACAAUAAGGAUAAAGGAUUAUAUACAGAGAGCUUUCACUCAGCUUCAUGGAUAUUUAGAGGAGAUGACAGCAGCCCGGACAACAGUCCAAGAUGUCUCAGUAAAAGGCCUAGAUCUGUAGCAAUUCGUGAGCGUACUGUGAGAAUUGCAAAAGGUACAGGAGACUACCCCUGGGGAUUUCGGAUUCAAUUUUCUAAGCCUAUCCUGGUUACAGAAGUUGAUACAAACGGUGCAGCUGAAGAAGCUGGACUUCAGGUGGGAGAUAUAGUAACGGCUGUUAAUGGAACUGAUGUCACUAGUAUUCCUCAUUCUGAAGCUGCAUGUUUAGCAAGGCAAGGUCCAGAUGUUUUGACUCUGGUAGUUGGAUCAGACAUUAGCCGAUUUCCCAAUACCCCCCGACCAACAUGCCGUGGCUACCUGCAUAAGCGGACCCACUCAGGAUUGUUGAAAGGAUGGAGGAAGAGGUGGUUUGUUCUCAAGCAUGACGGGAGUCUACACUAUUACAAGCAUAAAAAGGAUGAAGGGAGGUGUCAACCUCUUGAAGUUACAAAGUUAGAAGGCUCUGAAAUUGGUGUUGACACCACUCUGGGGAAACCAUUUGUUUUUAGAUGUGUCCCACAAUCUGGAAGCCGCAUAUUCUACUUUUGUGCAACAUCUAAUCAGGAGAUGAAAAGGUGGCUGGAGGCAAUGGAUAAAGCGGUGCAUCCUCUUAACCAGAACCAUGUGUGGGUUGAUGUGACCAUACACAAUAUCAGCCUUCCACCACUGGCUAUCAAGAACCCUGAGUGUCUGGGCCUUCUACAUCAACUAGACAGAAACAAAGAUUUUUGGAUCCAGCAUUAUUGCAUCUUGAAAGAUGGUUGCUUGUAUUUUUACUCUAGUAUUCGCUCAAAUAGUGCUUUAGGCGGAAUCUACUUGCAAGGAUACACUGUCAGUGAACAGUUGCUGAACACUAGACGCUGCAUAAUUGAACUUAGGCCUCCAUCUGAGGAAUUUAAAACAUUCUACCUGAGCGCAGGAAAUGCAGCUGAAAACAAACGUUGGAUCACAACACUGAAGAUGUCAAUAAACAAGUGGUUACCAUUGCAUCAAGCCAUCCAAGAUUUUAUGAGCCGACCAUUGGAGGAAACCAGAAUGUGAUGACACUAAGCUGCUAUGUAUGAUAAUAACAUUUAGAGCAUCUGAAAGACUUGACUAAAAUGUGCAACAUACUGUGAUGGAACAGCAAAUGUAUAUUGUGUGCCACCAGAUGCAUAUCCAAGGCCUGGCAGCUUCUGCUGGAGCACAGCUGCUGUGUGCACUGCAAGAAUACAAUGUGUAACCACAUGAUGAAGCAGAGCUACUGUGAAUCAAGGACUUCAUGGGUUUAGUCUGAUAGGCUGCAUAGACCCAAAAUGUAAAAGUCUAAAAAUAAACUUUUUGUUAUGUCAAAUGACCU